AGAAUGAGAGAGAGCUCAGCUUCAGCAAAUGGUUCAUUUACUAGUGCCAUGACACUUAUUGAAAAGGGACUAACCUAUGUUCCCAAGCGUUACGUCCUUCCACCAUCCCUACGCCCCGAUGGAACCCUGUGUAACACAUGCUUGCCAAUUGUGGAUCUAUCCAAUCGGCAACACCCUCUUCUUCGGUCUCAGAUAAUCCAGGAUGUACACCUGGCUUGCAAGAAAUUUGGUUUCUUCCAGGUAGUUAACCAUGGUAUCCCAUUGUCAGUCAUGGACAACGCCAUAGAUGCUGCGAGUGAAUUUUUUGAUUUACCAACUCAAGAUAAAAGGCAUCUUUUGUCUUCGAAUGUUUGUGACCCCGUAAGAUAUGGUACCAGUCUAAACCAUGUCAAAGACAAAGUACACUUUUGGAGAGACUUCCUCAAGCACUACGCUAAUCCAACCUCAACUUGGAUUGACUUGUGGCCAUCAAAUCCCAAAUGUUACAAGAAGAAAAUGGUAAACUACACUAUGGCAGCACAAAAGUUGCAAGAAGAACUCAUGGAAGUGAUAUUUGAGAGCUUAGGACUAAACACUAAUUACUUACAUGAAGACAUUGCGGAAGGCUCCCAGGUCAUGGCAGUUAAUUGCUAUCCAGCAUGUCCUGAGCCAGAUCUUACACUAGGAUUGCCACCACACACAGAUUAUGGUAUGAUAUCCAUCAUUCUACAAAAUCACCAGGGCUUGCAAAUCAUGGGCCGAGAUGAAAAGUGGCAUUCAGUUCCUCUCAUUGAGGGAGCUCUCGCUGUUCUGCUGGGAGAUCACAUGGAAGUACUGACCAAUGGGAUAUACAAAAGUGUUGUCCACCGAGCAACAGUUAACUCAGAAAAAAAGCGCAUAUCAAUUGUCAGCCUUCAUAGUCUAGCUUUAGGUAAAAAAGUUAGACCUGCAUCAGCUCUUGUUAACGAACAAAAUAUCUUGUCCUACAAAGAAGGAGGCUUCGGUGAUUUCCUUGACUUCAUUUCGGGAGAAGAUAUUGUGGAAGCAAAGUACAUAGACACAUUAAAAAUAAAUACAUGAUGAUUAUAGUACAUGGACAACAGAGCAGGCAAUACUGGAAUUCUCAUUUUUACACUCUUCAAACUCCAUUUUGUAUGAUCC
Solanum verrucosum is the source of this 1140-nucleotide messenger RNA. Its product is annotated as flavanone 3-dioxygenase 3-like. Bases 4 to 1059 code for a protein of 351 amino acids. The record is from RefSeq and is a predicted model, not a curated record. NCBI's taxonomy places the organism in Eukaryota, Viridiplantae, Streptophyta, Magnoliopsida, Solanales, Solanaceae. The transcript is spliced from 3 exons.